This is a messenger RNA of Pleurotus ostreatus (oyster mushroom), 1038 nucleotides long. RefSeq lists its product as uncharacterized. NCBI's taxonomy places the organism in Eukaryota, Fungi, Basidiomycota, Agaricomycetes, Agaricales, Pleurotaceae. The record is from RefSeq and is a predicted model, not a curated record. The coding region runs from base 1 to 1038 and encodes 345 amino acids. The transcript has 5 exons.
AUGGCCUCGCAUUACCGUUUACCCAACCUCCUCGCUCUCUUCGACGCAAACGGUGCUCGUGUCAACCCUCGUUUCCACAAACUUGACUCGCAGUUCAAUCAAUGGCUGGACUCUCUCGCUCUCGACACGGGCUUUGUUGAGACGUUGAAGCAGAUCCAGAUGCCGGUAUUGAUAUCCCAUGCAUACCCAGAAGCAUCCUUGGAUCAGCUUAGGACAUGCCUUGACUACCUCACUCUGGCUUUCAUCUUCGAGGAGAUCACGGAGAACACAUCCAGCUCGCAGAGCCAGCGAUGGGCAGACCUUUAUAUGGGCAUGUAUCGGGGGACAGCGUCUGUCCUUUCGAACAUCGUACCCGAAGAAACCGACCAUCCGCUAUUUCCUGUCAUGACAAGCCUAGCACAGAACGUCAUGUUAUCGUUGGAACCUCUCUUUCACGAAUCGUUCAUCGCGGAGAACCUUGCUUCUGUCCAGGCCAUCGUACAAGAAGCCAUUGAUCGUGAAGUCGACCCCCCCUCUCGCCAGCCGCCGACUCUCGAAGCCUAUUAUAUCAACCGCUUAGCUACUGUCGGUGUGAUGCCAUUCCUCAUUCUCGCACAAUGGACCGGUGGGAUUCGGUUGCCAGUUUCCAUCCAAGAUUCGCAUUCUAUUCAGACGAUGUCUCAAGCGGCCGUUGAAAUGGUGUUUUUAGCCAACGAUGUUUACUCGUACAAGAAGGAGAAAAUGGCUGGGGCGACACAAAACAACGUCAUCACCGUCAUAAUUGGAGACCCAUCUACGGGCAUCUGCGAGGGGGACCUCCAAGGAAGCUUCGAUUAUUCAGAGAGGCUGUUUCAGGAUGCCCUGAGCCGCUUUUAUACUCAUAGGGAGAUGCUUCUGGAAAUCGUGUCGGACCAGCAAAACUACACCGCCGACAUAGACAAAUUCAGCCGAGCGAUGAUGGACUGUGUUGUUGGAAACAUCAAAUGGAGUAUGGUUUGUAAGCGAUAUGCUGUCUUCGAAUGCGAGCAGGCGAGGAAUAAUGAGGUGGUGAAAAUAUGA